AUGCCGAGCUUCGGUCGCAUUGGGAGGCACAACAACCGCUCGCAACAAGCACUUGUCGAGCCGGUUGGCGGUGCCCCUUCAGCAGGCAACUCACCUACGCCAUUAUCUGCUGUGCCCGCCGCGCUGUCGGGUGCUGGUGGUCAAGUUCCCCUUCCUCCUUCAGGCCACUCUCAGUCUCACCCUCAAGGCCAAGGUCACGGCCACGGUCUCUCAAUCUCCCACUCGCUGGCUCCUGCGCCCGCGCCUACCUCUUCGUCGACCACCACCACCACCACCAACACCACCACUACUGGCGGCGCUAAUAACCCAAUUACCCCCCAUUCAGCCUCGUCGACCGCCUUCAGCUCCAUCGAGUCCUUUGACACCCAACACCAGCAGCAACACCAGCAGCAACAAUUCCAAAAUCUUCAACACCAGCAGCAUCAGCAAGGGCAGCAAGGGCCUCCUCCACCGCCCCACGAUUAUCCUGCCUCUGCCUCGCCCGCCGCAGCUGCUGCCUCACGCAACUCCCUCCUCUUGCAGCACAACCCACUGCCGCCCGCCGAUUCGCGCCAGAGGGGCCCAGGUCAGCAGCAGGAAUUCGCCGACUCCGUCUCCCGCUCCCAAUCCCAGCGCUAUCCGCCGGCCGUAGCCCCCUACCCCAACACCCAAUACGGCGCAGCCUCCAGCUCCGUCGACAACCUCAGGGCAUCCCUCAACAACACCUCGACUGCAACCGCCCAAUCUCAGGCAACUUCUCCUACUCCCCAGCCUGCACCCCAGCCCGAGAAGCGCUCUGCACGGAGGUUGCUCAAGAACAUUCUGGGAGCGGGCCGAGAUCAUCACAACACCCCGCCUCCUUCCCAGCAGCCUACCCCGCCAGGCUCCUACGAUAACACUGGUGGCCUCGCUCGCCGACCGUCAAAGAGAGUGAGCAAUCCACCACCCGCGAGAACCGCAUUAUCCCAGCAGCCUUCCCAGCUGUCGCUCGAUCAGCAGUCGGCAGACUGGCCGUUGCCCGCGCUAAAUCAGCAACCCUCCCCGCUACAAGGCGUCGGCGAGAUCGAGGACCAACACCGCUUUGCACAAGAUCCUAACAGAGACCAUCGUCUGCAGACCCCCGAUUCCCACCGCAAUUCCAUUCGUUACGUUCCCAGCGAUUUAGACAAUACCCCUUACGAAGACCCUGCAUAUCUCCAGCAGCAGCAACAGCAGCUGCACGCUUUGCAAGACCAACACCAGCACGCCCAGCAGUCUGCUUACGACCCCUCCCAACACCAGUACCAGCAAUACUCCCAGCAGCAGGCUGGUCAAUACCAAGGCGGACCGUCUCCCAUUCACACUGGCCACCUGGGUACCGGUUCUCACCAAAAUCCCGAGACCGUUUCUCAGUUGUCGCAUGAAUCACCGGUUACUGAUUCAGACGCUCGCUCGGCAAACGUCCAGUCCGCACAAACCUCCCCCGCAGUAAGAUACGCCGUGCAGACCACCGACAACCCGCUGCCUCCUACACUCCCACCCGCCCAAAGCAGCUCUCAGCCUCAGCAGCAAAAUAUGACGCCCCCUGCUGGAGGUCCCCCUCCGCGAUCCGAACGACGACCCCAAGCAGAGACGGAGAAGACGUUGCGAAGUCAGGUCGACGCACCCGGUGGGCCCCCGCCGGGCUACAGACAGAGUCAGACUAUGCCUACCACUGGUGCCGCUACUGCGAACCCGGCCUUCCGUACGGGUAGCGCUCAAGAAGGCCGCCAGUUCGAGGGGUCUGGGGGAGAGCAAGGUCGCAACAGCCCUCAGCCGUCGAACCCUGACCGCGACGGCACCGAUCCUGACAAGUUCAAGGAGCUACUCACCAAGUACAAGAACGUUAAGCGCCUUUACUUCGAUGGCAAGACACAGAUCGACAACCUGAACUCCCAGAUCGAGCAACUGCAGAAUGCCGUUGCGAACCAGCGAAUGUCACAGUCCCGCACCGCUCUCGAUGAUAGCGAGUACAUCACCAGGUUCAACCGUCUCAACGGCGCCAUCAACAACCUGUCAUUCAACAUUCGCAAAGAUUGGCGCACAGUGCCGCAAUGGCUGGACAUGUACGUGAGCAUCGACGCUCUGAAGACCGGGAAGCAAGAGAUGACGGCGGUCGGUCGUGCUGUCAUCACGAGGUGGAUUGUAGAAGAGAUCUUCAACAAGUGCUUCCACCCGGGUCUCAACUUCGACCUCAGCCGGCAGUUGAAGGAUAUUGAGCUCAAUAUCCGGCGGUUCUCAUACACGAUGAACAGCCAAGAGGAGUUCGACGCCUUGACGAAUAAGGUCGUAAGCUGGCGUAUGGCAACCCUGGAGGGUCUUCAGAGGGCUUUGAACUCCCCUGAGAGCGCAGACAACAGAGCAGACUUCACCCGCAUGUGCACGUCAAACCUCACGGCAACGCUGUUCCAGUACAUGACAGAUCCGCCGCCGCCUGGUGUAGAUGGCAGCGCGUCCAUGAUCGUGGAGUUGGCAGUAGGCAUCGCCGCCAACCUGCCGCUGGAGAGCAGAGACGUGGCCAUUACCUACCCGCUGCCUGGAGAUCCCAUCAACCCCAACAUUAUGGAGGUAGAGAAGGCGCCUCUUCCGCCGCUGGAGACGCAAAAAGAAGGCGAGGAGGCCGCGGAUGAUUCUGACAAGGAUAAGAACGGCAAGGACCGGCGGGCGGACAAGACCAGAAGCGGUAUGUUCACAAACAUUCUCGGUGGCGGACCGCCUCGAAAGAGCAGCAACGCUUCAUCGAUCGUACCUUCAAGUACUGAUGCAGCCCCCCCUUCAGCGCUUCCACCCAAAGACAACAACAAGGUGCGGCUCGCCGGCUUCCCCGCAGUGGAAGUCCGGGGCCGUCAAGUGUUGGUGAAGGCGCCUGUCUGGACGCUCUGA
This is a messenger RNA of Colletotrichum chrysophilum, 2880 nucleotides long. RefSeq lists its product as uncharacterized. Lineage: Eukaryota; Fungi; Ascomycota; Sordariomycetes; Glomerellales; Glomerellaceae. Bases 1 to 2880 code for a protein of 959 amino acids. The record is from RefSeq and is a predicted model, not a curated record. The transcript is spliced from 2 exons.